Aspergillus oryzae RIB40 is the source of this 585-nucleotide messenger RNA. Its product is annotated as vacuolar protein sorting-associated protein 29. The record is from RefSeq and is a predicted model, not a curated record. Gene Ontology annotation, biological process: intracellular protein transport; retrograde transport, endosome to Golgi. Gene Ontology annotation, cellular component: endosome; retromer complex. NCBI's taxonomy places the organism in Eukaryota, Fungi, Ascomycota, Eurotiomycetes, Eurotiales, Aspergillaceae. Bases 1 to 585 code for a protein of 194 amino acids. The transcript has 3 exons.
AUGACGUCGCGUCUUGUUCUGGUCAUUGGUGACCUCUUUAUCCCUGAUAGAGCUCCGUUUCGGAAACUCUUAACGCCAAACAAGAUCGGCCAGAUCCUCUGUCUGGGCAAUCUGACCGACCGAAGUACAUUUGAAUUCCUCCGUGGUAUCGCUCCCGAUCUGCAAUUGGUCAAGGGUGAUUUCGAUGUCGACUCUCCCAACCUACCCCUCUCAAAAGUGGUGACCCACGGAAGCCUCCGUAUUGGUCUUACACAUGGCCACACCAUCAUCCCGCCGGGUGACGCCGAAGCCCUGCUUAUUGCCGCACGCCAGAUGGAUGUUGAUAUACUACUAUGGGGUGGUGCGCACCGCUUCGAUGCCUUUGAGAUGGAGGGAAGAUUCUUUAUCACCCCCGGAAGUGCAACGGGCGCUUUGAGCACUGGGUAUUGGCCCGAAGGAGAGGAACCAACACCUAGCUUUUGUCUCAUGGACAUUCAAGGUGACGUACUUGUGUUGUAUGUCUACCAACUCAAGACGGACGCCAAUGGUGUUGAAACCGUCGCGGUCGAAAAGGUCUCCUUCCGCAAGAACACCGUUCAAUCAUGA